Molecule: messenger RNA, 390 nt
Organism: Racocetra fulgida
Lineage: Eukaryota; Fungi; Glomeromycota; Glomeromycetes; Diversisporales; Gigasporaceae
Source: the annotation of a GenBank genome assembly
GUGCUGGCUAUGAGUCAAUUACGAAGUGACAUAUUAACCAAGCGAAAAUGUAAAGAAAUUGAAACGGCCGAACAACAGUAUAAACUAUCUAAUAUUGCAGCUCCAAUUCAACCUUAUGAUAAUGACGAUCAAGAAUCGACAGAACCUUUGCCUUUCGUAAGUGAUAAUGAAACUAAUCCAUCGACUCCUGAUAAUCCAUCAGCCAGACCAAGUGAAAUAUCUGUUGAAGAUGAUGAAGAAGAGCAUUGGUCACAUGUAAUUGAAAAUUGGAUAGAUAUGUUAAAUGUUGAGAAUUGUUUAGAUAAUGUGGAAACUAUAGAUAAUGAAAUACCUGAAUUUGAAUUCGACGAGCAUAUUACUCAUCCUGCGGAUAACCAAAAAGCGAAAUAG